UUUUUUAGUACAAAGAAAUAGGCGCGCCGCUCCUGUCAGUAUAACCUCCUAAUUGUGCUUCACGGGCCUCUUUACUCCACUGAAGAGCGGGAUGCACCGUGCACGGCACCCUCCUCCUGAUCAUUCCUCCGAGGUCUGGCCCUGCUGUCCUCCGCCUUACCUGUGCCUUCUUGAGGAAGAGAUGCCGGCCAUCGUUCUUUUGAUACCCACACAGGGCCCAUAAGGAUUUGUAGAUCUUCGCGGCCCUAACAACAAUAACAAUCCAAGAUAAUCACAACAAUUAAGGACAAGAUUAAGACAAGUUGAUCCAUGGUCGUGCGUGAAGCUGUGCCUCGGUCCUCGGACCGUCUGCCGCCGUUGCCGCUCACCGCACCGCCACUGGUAGUGAUGGUGGUGGACCGGUGGUGGUGGUGUGAACAGUAAACAGUACACACCAGUGCCCUGCUGGUGUCCACCUCCACGCUCCACCCUUCACCUGUCCCUUCCUCAACAAGUGUGGACAAGACGAGUAGCAGUGGUGUAGCCUGUGAUUGCCGCGCGGGAAAUGGGAAGGCGUGAGUCAGCACCAGCGGGCCAGCGGCACGUCAGCCAAGGCCUCCACAGAGAAGCACCAACACUCACUCACCGAGGCGAGCAGUCUCACGGGAAGACUGCCACUGCCAACCAACCCAGCCCAGCCUACCCAGCGUCCAGUCUGCCGCCGCCACCCACUGACGGCUGCCUGCCCUUCCCUGCAGGACUGGCCAUGGUGUGUGCUGGUGAGAGUGGUGGAGGCUGUGAGGCCAGGCAGUAGCAUGGGUAGCCAGUGGCAGCAGCAGCAGCAGCACUCAGCCUCAGGUUUGGGGAGGCACAGGCAUGGUGGCCAGGAUCACCAGGAGACAGGCAGCUCUGGCCACACAGGACAGAGCAGGUUUGAGUGCCAGCAGUGUGACAAAACUUUUACCACCAAACAAGGCCUCACCAGACACACACUGAUACACAGUGGUGUUAGGAAUUAUGAGUGUGGUGACUGUGGGAAGAAAUUUACUACUAAGUCUAACCUCACCACACACAGCCUGAUACACAGUGGUGUUAGGAAUUAUGAGUGUGGUGAGUGUGGCAGAAAAUUUACUCUAAAGUCUCACCUCACCACACACAGCCUGACACACAGUGGUGUUAGGAAUUAUGAAUGUGGUGAGUGUGGGAAGAAAUUUACUACUAAGUCUAACCUCACCGCACACAGCCUGACUCAUAAUGGUGUUAGGAAUUAUGAGUGUGGCGAGUGUGGGAAGAAAUUUACCAAAAGGUCUAACCUUACCACACACAGCCUGACACAUAGUGGUGUUAGGAAUUAUGAGUGUGGUGAGUGUGGGAAGAAAUUUAACCUAAAGGGUAACUUCACCAGACACAGCCUGACACACAGUGGUGUUAAGAAUUAUGAGUGUGGUGAGUGUGGGAAGAAAUUUACCCAAAAGGGUAACCUCACCAUGCACAGCCUGACUCACAAUAGUGUUAGGAAUUAUGAGUGUGGUGAGUGUGGGAAGAAAUUUACCAAAAAGUAUAACCUCACCGCACACAGCCUGACACACAGUGGUGUUAGGAAUUAUGAGUGUGGUGAAUGUGGGAAGAAAUUUACUACUAAGUCUAACCUCACCGCACACAGCCUGACACACAGUGGUGUAAAGAAUUAUGAGUGUGGUGAGUGUGGGAGGAAAUUUACUGAAAAGUCUACUCUCACCAGACACAGCUUGACACACAGUGGUGUUAGGAAUUAUGAGUGUGAUGAGUGUGGCAAAAGAUUUCCUACCAUUUCUUAUCUUAAUCAACACACCUUCAGACACACUGGGUUGAGGGAAUUCAAGUGUGAUGACUGUGGCAAGUGUUUCAAGACAAAGGGUGAUAUUACCAGACAUGUGAAGGUCCACUUUUGAGGUGGUGUGUUGUGUGGGUGGAUGGGGCCACGCCACAGAUGUGCCUGUGGUGGUGGCUGUGUCUGUGUGUGCUGCGAGGGAGUAAUGAGAGCAGAGUUGUUCUGUGUGAGGGAGUGACGGCUGCAGCAGUUGUUUUGUUGGUGGCGCAGGUGUGCCUUUCAAUAAAUGUGUGUGUGUGUGUGUAACAUGGUG
Portunus trituberculatus (swimming crab) is the source of this 2102-nucleotide messenger RNA. RefSeq names its product zinc finger protein 33B-like. Gene Ontology annotation, biological process: regulation of transcription by RNA polymerase II. The transcript is spliced from 2 exons. Gene Ontology annotation, cellular component: PcG protein complex; transcription regulator complex. NCBI's taxonomy places the organism in Eukaryota, Metazoa, Arthropoda, Malacostraca, Decapoda, Portunidae. Gene Ontology annotation, molecular function: RNA polymerase II cis-regulatory region sequence-specific DNA binding; DNA-binding transcription factor activity, RNA polymerase II-specific. The coding region runs from base 795 to 1910 and encodes 371 amino acids. The record is from RefSeq and is a predicted model, not a curated record.